This is a messenger RNA of Trichoderma gamsii, 1482 nucleotides long. RefSeq lists its product as hypothetical. The transcript has 2 exons. Bases 1 to 1482 code for a protein of 493 amino acids. NCBI's taxonomy places the organism in Eukaryota, Fungi, Ascomycota, Sordariomycetes, Hypocreales, Hypocreaceae. The record is from RefSeq and is a predicted model, not a curated record.
AUGCAUCCCGUCCGGCCUCGUCUGCCGGCGCUGGCUCCGCGGCUGCCAGGCAACUCGCCGCCGGUGGUUGAGCGGCCCAGCGUCAAGGAACAUACGGAACAGGAGUGGUUAGCGCAGAAGGACCUUAUUGAGAAGCUAUACAUAGGAGACAACCGCAAAUUGAAUGAGAUCAUGGCCUUAAUGGAGUCUAAAUAUGGAUUUGCCGCAACCGAGCAAAUGUACAAGAAGAGAUUCAAGAAGUGGAAUAUCAGGAAAAGAGCAUAUCGCAAAUCGCCCGGGGAAGCCACUCUCCCUUCUCCCUCAUCUACAAACUCUUCUACCGAUUUGAAGCAUGAUGACGAUGUCGAGGAGAUACCAAGGACAACGAGUCCUAUGGUUACAGGCCUGGACUUGGUCCCGAAUCCUUCGUUCAAACCACUCGCAGACCUGGAGCUUAUCCUAAACGGCGUUCUAUCUUGGAGCUCAGGGAAACUGGAGACUUAUCGCAUAGCGUCCGAUCCCAUGUCGCAGUAUCUUGCCACCCCCAACCAGCCACCUAUACAAGAUAGUCGCACUAUGUACCGGACGUUUGAACUGGUCUUUGACUUGUGGUCUUACGGCAAGGGCGAUCUAGCGGGCAUGGCGGCUAGGAAGGGCUUCUAUGUCUUGGAAUUUGUUCUGACCGAGGACCAUCCCGACCUUCUUUGGCAUAUUCUUGACACAAUAUACGACAUGAUCGACCGAGGACAUUUACAGCUUCUUGGAAUGUUCAUCAGACACGCGCUUGUGCUGUCAAAGCAGCGCUUUCCCGCAAAUCAUCCCCUUAUCCGCAUCCUUCAACAACUCCUAGCUUGCGACUAUCAAACUGAAGACGGCCGCCAGUUCAUCUGCUACCUGUUACGGCAAGCUUGGCUACGAAAUGUCGAUCUCCUGGCAGAGUACAUUAAAUCGUCAGCGCCUCAAGAGUUUUGGCUGUAUGAGCAGUUGAUUUGGGAUGGCCGGACAAAGCUUCGUCGGAAUAAUGGGCUGGCCAACAGACGUGAGGUUAUGUAUGAGGCCCUUGAGAACUUGGGACACCAUGAGGAGCCUAUACCAAGUGAUGAUAACGUGGAAAAAUUAAGAGUUGAUGCACUCAUGCUAGAAUUCACUCAGAUGGAUCUAGAUGACAAGGAGAAGGCAGAGCAGAUGGCGCUGGAUCUGCUCGACAUAACGCAGUAUGAAACAGGGGCACUUUCGAACGCCAGAUUUCAUGCGUAUGCCCGCAAGAUGCUGGCUAGACUCUGCGAAAGCAGAGAGGCCUGGGACCAGGUCGAACAGAACUUGAAAUAUGCCAUUCACAUGAGAGAAGCUGCGCAUGGAACGACCACCAAUUUGCGGGUUAUCCGGGACAUGUGGGUGCUCGCGGCUUACUACAACAAAGUCGGCAAGAUAGACGAUGCUCUGCGAGUCGCACAAGAUGCCAUCACCAGGGCGCAACAGUAUUUACACGAUAUUCCAGGCUGA